Hyla sarda is the source of this 603-nucleotide messenger RNA. It is a transcript of the gene MRPL42, whose product is annotated as mitochondrial ribosomal protein L42. Gene Ontology annotation, cellular component: mitochondrial large ribosomal subunit. Lineage: Eukaryota; Metazoa; Chordata; Amphibia; Anura; Hylidae. The coding region runs from base 42 to 500 and encodes 152 amino acids. The record is from RefSeq and is a predicted model, not a curated record. The transcript is spliced from 5 exons.
AUGCGCUCACACGUCUUCCGGUUGUCCCGCCUCCUGACAUCAUGGCGGCCUCCAUGCUGAGCCGGUGCAGGGUGGCUCUCGUUAGCUGCCGUGCUGCCCGCUGCUCGGUUCUUGGCGGGAUUUCAGGCAGAAGCAGCACAGGUCACGUGGGAGACCAUCACAUACUUCGUGGAGGAUCUUCCUAUUCUGCACUACCUGAGGAUUACAAUUGUGAAGUAAAGCUUGCCCAGACAUCAGAUGGGAAAACCAUUGUCUGCUACCAUCCGACAGUAGAUAUUCCAUAUGAGCACACCAAGCCUAUCCCUCGGGUAGAUCCAUUACAUAACCAGGAGGAAUCGCAUGAGCAAGUUCUAAAAGGCAGACUGUACGAAACAGAAGGUAAACGAGCACCAACCAUGGAAGAGCUGAGCAAAUUGUUCUACACCACGAAGCACCGAUGGUAUCCAGUUGGACAAUAUCAUAGAAGACGAAUGAAGAAAGACCAUCCUAAGGAUCGCUAAGUUUGUGAUUCUUCCUGUAUGACCUCAUUCCACACAAUAUUGUCUCUAUUUAGCUGAACAAAUAUAAGCAACAAUAAAUAUUAAAUUUUUCUUAACCUUCUCA